Messenger RNA from Brassica rapa (field mustard), 1878 nucleotides. RefSeq lists its product as uncharacterized. Gene Ontology annotation, biological process: negative regulation of cell population proliferation. The record is from RefSeq and is a predicted model, not a curated record. Lineage: Eukaryota; Viridiplantae; Streptophyta; Magnoliopsida; Brassicales; Brassicaceae.
AUGGUUAAAACAAAAGCGUGGGUAGGACCUACACGUAGCAGACGCGUUCAACUUCACCCUUUUGUACUAUUCUCUAUUUAUACAUUAUACUCGCCCAUUUCCAUUUUCAUUUGCAAUCUCAAUUCUUGCUUUUUCACAUCAACUAAAACAAAAUUUUAUAGAUAUUGCUCCCUUGAAACUUGUCUGUAUAUGUCCAAUCCUUCUUCGAGUAAACCGAACCGGAAAACCAGCUUCGGAGAUCGGUGCCUGCUGAUGGCUAAGCAACAACGAACUCGCCUCUACAUCCUCCGACGCUGUGUUUCCAUGCUCCUUUGCUGGCAUGACCACUCUAUUUCCGACUAGCUCGUUCUCUGGUUUUCUGACUCAAUCAAAGUCGUAAUAAUCAACCGGACCAACCCAGAAUUAGAAUAUCUAAUUUUAGAGGAAGCAAGUAGAAUGUGAUGCGAUUUUAGGACUUUAGUUUAUUGUUUUACAGUUCUACUUUUGGAUUUGUAGAGUGCUUGUCUUUUCUGGGAAUCUCGGUAACAUGAAAGAAGAUUCCAUGUAUUGGUAUUUGACUAUUUGGGCUUCUAUACAUACUGUGAAUAACAUGUGAGCUUUUUAACAACAUCCUUUUAACAAGCCCAAUAUGAUAUGUUCGCAUGCUAGUGAUGAUAAACCAAGUACAAUUCUCUGAUAUUUUUAGGGAAAUUUGCCGGUAUAUCGCAAAAUAAAAUUAUAAUUGACUGACGAAUUGAACUGACUGUACAACGGAAGAGGGGGUUAUUUACAAGCUUUGAUACAACUUAUAAUAUGUAUUAAUGUGAGUACUAGGCAGUAACUCACGCCUUGCGCGGAAUUAGAUUAUUAAUUUCGUUAUUUUUCAGAGAAGAAGACAUAAGGUUUGUUCAAUCUGGAUAUCGGUUUGGUUUCGGAUUAUUUUUUUUUGUUUUUUUUUAACUCUUUAGGUUUUUGUUUUUUGGGUCAAUUUGUGAAAUGACCAAGUUUGGAAAAGAAACUAAGUGCAGAGCACUGAUUUUGACAUAAUAUAGUAUCUAUCAAUUGUGCUUCAUUUCCACCGGUUUUACCCUUGAUUCAUGAAAGUUGCCGGUGACUUCAAGAUGUAGAGAUGACGUUGACAAAAUCCAAGUGUGGCCAAUAAUUAAUGCAAACUGUCACCAACAAAAUGAAGAUAACACAGCCACAUCACAUACACAUACCCACAAAUAUUUCAUUAAUUUUACUUUAUAUCACCACAAACAUUUCAUUAACUCCAACUUUUAAAUACUAAAGCCUAAAUGGACCACUAAACUCAAACUCAAAUGUAAACUAUAUUAUAUAUUUAUAAUUUUAAAUAAAAUUAAAAUCUGAAAAUAUAUAUAAUAUUUUGUGAUACUAAACUAUAGUAUAUAAAGAUGGAAAAUAUCAUACUAAACUCUAAAUCCAACCCCUAAUUACUAAACUCUAAAUCAUGGCCACUAAAUCCUAAACUAAAAUCUAAGCUAUAAUAUAUAUUUAAAAGAAAAUCAAAAUCUGAAAUAUAUAAUAUUUUAUAAUAUUUUCAAGUACUAUACAUACAUAGUAUGGAACAUUGUAUAAAAUAGUAUACAAAUAUUUGUUCUAUUUAUGUUAGUUGGGAAUCAUAUGUAAAAUAGUAGAAGAAGAAAUAAAAGUACUUGUUGAUGAAAAAGACGUUGUUAAACUAGACAUGACCCUCACAUUGUCAAACAUUUGAAUGAAACUAAUUUUAUAUUACGAGCAAUCAUACAAAAUGGCAUAGAAGAGAAAUAUCAAAUUUGAAGACAUGACAUAUAAACUCUAAACCCUAAACUCUAGUUUGAAAACAAAAUUACUAAACCCUAAACCCUAAUCACUAAACCAUAAACACAAAUAUAAACC